This is a messenger RNA of Cynara cardunculus var. scolymus (artichoke), 1112 nucleotides long. Its product is annotated as basic leucine zipper 61-like. The coding region runs from base 1 to 909 and encodes 302 amino acids. Gene Ontology annotation, cellular component: nucleus. Gene Ontology annotation, biological process: positive regulation of DNA-templated transcription. Gene Ontology annotation, molecular function: DNA binding; DNA-binding transcription factor activity. Lineage: Eukaryota; Viridiplantae; Streptophyta; Magnoliopsida; Asterales; Asteraceae. The record is from RefSeq and is a predicted model, not a curated record. The transcript has 5 exons.
AUGGCACACCUGCCUCCAAAAGUGCCACAAAACUGGUCAGAAAACUACCAGCACCACCAAAAGCCGCUAUCUACUGACCAUCUGCCACCACCCACCGCUGCCACCGCCGCCGCGGCCACCCAGAUGGAUCCUUCAUGGGUUGAUGAUUUCCUUGACUUCUCGUCAACCAAACGUGGCUCCCACCGCCGAUCCGUCAGCGACUCCGCAGCCUUCCUCGAGAUCCCAAUGCUGGGUGAGGACAAUUGCCGCAGAUCGUCUGCACCAGGAUCAAGAAGCGGCAACGGCGGCAGUGCAGCCACGGAAUUCGACCGUUUCGAUGAGGAACAAUUCAUGUCGAUGUUCAUCGACGAUGAAACGGCAACUGGGCCCACGGUUUCGUGCUCGAACCCUUCGUCACCAUCGGAUCAUAACAGCAUGAAUGAGCAACAGCAGAUGGAGGAGGAGGAGAGUUCAUGGAAAUCUGAAACACAGUUCAAUCCCCAUGCAACAACAAUGGACAAUUCUGACAAGAUUUUUGAUCCCAAAAGGAUAAAAAGAAUUCUGGCAAAUCGACAAUCUGCUCAAAGAUCCAGAGUGAGGAAAUUGCAGUACAUAUCGGAAUUGGAACGCAGUGUAAACUCUUUACAAGCAGAAGUAUCGGUGUUAUCACCAAGGGUGGCAUAUUUGGACCAUCAACGACUGGUUCUAAAUGUGGAUAACAGUGUUCUCAGACAAAGGAUUGCUGCUCUCUCACAAGACAAGCUUUUCAAAGAUGCUCAUCAAGAAGCAUUGAAGGGAGAGAUAGAGAGGCUAAAGCAUAUGUAUUACCAACAAAAGAAGAUGGAAAAUGGAUCAAAUGGUGCAACUCGUCAUGAUUCCCCAAUUUCUGAUCAUUCUAAUGCACCUCAAGAACAACUUAUGAUCAACUAACAACGCCAUCUGAUACGUUACGAAGCUGAUGUUCGGAUCAGGCAACUCCAAUUAUGUGAUCUUCGAAUGGAUUUCGGUUCUUGAUGAAGAUUGUUUAAGUUUUAUUUAAUUACUUAAUUUAAUUAAAAUGUAAUUAAUUGAUCACCAUGAUUUGUUAAAUUCCCUUCAUUUCAAUUGUCGUUUUAUUAUAUUAAUCAAAAUUA